CAGCUGGGAUUUUUAUUGGAGGAUUAUUGCUUGUGUGUGUAAACAGGGCAGGAAGGGUUGUGUUGUGUCCAUGGCAUAUAGAGUAACACACAGACAAGGAGCUGCUGGAGUAAUUCUGUAAUGCUCAACAGGAAGCUACUUGUAACUCCAUAACACGGUAAGGGUAGAAAAAUAGCAGAGGAAACAUAACAGCAGACAUGAAGCCUUAUACAUAAGACUCUAGUCCUAGAACAGCAUCAGCUGAUUCAACAGGAAACGCAAUAACUUUAUCUCGUAUUCAACAGGUUGGUGCAGAGCGGAAAGUGAAACUAAACUGAGAACAAAAAUAAUAUAGAGACGGGGGGGGGGGGAGAAGAACAAGAAAGAAGUAGAAGAAGGAGCAGCUCUAGUGAAGGAGAAGCAGAGAAUAUCCCUUUCCUACCGAGGGACCCGCUAGAAAAGAAGACAUUCCAGACUUCAUUUAUUUAUGAAGGAGACAAUGCAAGAAGACCAUUAUUAGCUGAAGAGCAUCUACAGGAAAAAGUUUUCCUAUGCUCAGGGAACUCAAGGCUGCGGCUUUUCAGUAGUCAGGAGAGUGUAUAUGAACAGUAUAAAUAUAGAGCUGCAGGAACUUAGCAGAAUGGAGUCAGACCAAGGGGCAUCCCAGCUUUUAGCUGUUGGAAAUCAAGAAACAAGUGACGCUCCAGAAUCCACAUCUUCAGAGCCUGGUAUUGAAGAUGGUGAACCCUACGUAGUGGUCCAUGAAACAGGGGGUUGUUGUGACUAUGUACAAAAUGAAGCCCAGGCUCUGCGUACUUAUUAUCUACCUGGUCCUCUAGAAAACCUAAUUUCCUUUGGGCAUUGGAUUGAAUGGAUGUCCGCAGCUCUGAGUUAUUACACAUCUUGGUCUUUCAGACAAUCCUUCACUGUCGGGAUACUGAUCUUUUCAGAGAAGGACGAGUGCAAAUGGUUGGAACACUUACUGAGGUCGGAUGUCCGUGUAGAUAAAGUACAAGUUAUUUGCUUCUCUGGAGAUGUAGAAGGGCUUAAAGAAAAACUAACACAGUGUUCCUAUAUAAUUGUUUACCACCGAGGCAGAUUUGGACCCGAAAUGACUGAUUCUAUGAUUGCCAGCACCGUGAGACAGAGCACUUCCAAACUUGAAGAGAAGAAGAACAUGCUGAUUGCUUUGGGGCAUCUUGAACACAAAACACAUGAGGACAGGAUGAAGGAGAAACUGCAGGAGAGAAUUGGAAGAGAGUGUAACCAACUGUUCUUCACAAAAGGAGAAAUCAGGCGAUAUGAAUACCUUUAUGCCUUAUAUCCAAAGACGAAAUUGGAUGCAAUACGGGCAGCAUUAUCUACUGCUUCCCCAGGACAAGUUUACGGUUUUUCGCCAAUCAAACAUACCGUUGGAAUCGUUUCACGGUCGGCAGAGAGUGAUUAUAAGUGGCUAGACCAGUACCUCAAAGACUCAUUUCAGAUCGAGGUCAGACCCAUGUACAUCUCUAACAGCGGGAAACUGAAGUUCUGGGAAGAUGUCUCUCAUUGCACAUUUGCUAUCCUGUACCAUACCAAGAGACGAGGGAGGAUAAACAUCACCGACGUCACCGACUCUCUCUAUGAUGAAGAAAUUAAACAUUUAGCCUCUGCACUGGGGAAAGACAACGUGAUUGUCGUAGCGGAUGAUCUUGAUAGCAGCAGCAUUGAGGAGAGAGAGAGGAUCUUGCAGAGCCAACCCAGCAUUGGCCUCUAUGCCAAAGAUUUGAUCCUUUUCACCAAGAAGGAGACAGAUCCUAAUUACGAGAGACUCGUUACCCAGCAGGAACAGGAAGAUGAAAGGAGUCUAAAUGAAAAACUGGAAACCUUAAGAAAUAUAAUAGGAAAGGCAAAAUCUACCAUGAUGAGCGGAGCAGCAGAUACCGCAAACGUCCACAGACAAGAGGAACCUUCAAAUACCCCCCCAUCUGAGACAAAUGAAGCAAAUGAAAUAGUAUAGGGUGAUGGCUUCUUCAUGGUUUCAACUAAGUGGCAUGUGUUAAAAAUAUUAUGAUGGCAGAGAUCUGGAACGUUUUGCAACCGCUAAAGUAGGGAAAUGGGCUAUCAAUGGCAACAUAUGGGAUCAUUGGGGUGAGGGGCAAAAAAUAUUGGCCUUUCUCCUUCUUGGUCUCAUCAACUAACAAUGAGCAAGUUUGCCCAGUAUUACUAAAUAUGCUUUUAAGGUUCUCCCCUAUUAAAGGGAUACUGCCACGUGCAAUAUAGUUACAUAUUUGCUAAAGCUGAAAAUGGAAGAAUGUCAAAAUUGUGUCCAAUUGGAAAAGCUUGUGGCUGUGUCAGGUUUCCUCAGCAUGGAGGGGAAUCCUACCUUAAUAAAGGGCAAUAACAUUUAAUAAGAAUGAAAAUGUCUAUGUGAUUGUGUAUGUAUUUAUAGUAAGUUGGCCGGCCACUUUAUAACUGUGGUGUAAUAAAUUCAGUAAGUGCUAAUGUA
This is a messenger RNA of Xenopus tropicalis (tropical clawed frog), 2467 nucleotides long. RefSeq lists its product as uncharacterized. The transcript has 11 exons. Bases 581 to 1978 code for a protein of 465 amino acids. The record is from RefSeq and is a predicted model, not a curated record. Lineage: Eukaryota; Metazoa; Chordata; Amphibia; Anura; Pipidae.